GACGGCGACAAGUGGUAUGGAUUCGAUUGAACGGCGUCUCGUUUUCCUCGCCUGCCUGGCGAGCCUCGUCGCGGGCUUCGUCGCCCAGGAUAUCCUGGGAUGCGGCGGCUUCCUGAAGAGCCACGCCGACAUCGAUUUCACAAAGGUGCACGUGAGGUUGUACACGAAGACCGGCAGUCUGAAGGAUCAGACCGAGUGCGCGCCCAACACCGGCUACUACUUCCUGCCUCUGUACGACAAGGGUGAAUACGUGUUGAAGGUAGAUCCUCCCAGAGGCUGGAGCUUUGAGCCCACAGAGGUAACGUUGAACGUAGAUGGUGUUACGGAUGACUGCAGUCAGGGAAAGGAUAUUAACUUUACGUUCAAGGGAUUCGGUAUCACAGGACGCGUGGUUAGUUUGGGUACUAACUCUGGUCCUAAAGGAAUUACUAUCUCCUUAUACGCAGAGAACAAUAAACAAACUCCCAUUAAAUCGACGUUAACAGCAGAAGGGGGCAUAUUUUACUUUACUCCCAUUCAGCCUGGAAAGUACAUUCUCGUCGCUGAUCACUCCAAAUGGCUAAUAAAGGAAAGUAAAAUUGAAGUAAUUGUGCAAGAGGGUAACACCGAACUCGCGGAUGGCAGCCUGGUAGUGUCGGGAUACGACGUCAGCGGCAAAGUCACUAGCGAGAAUGAACCAGUGGCCGGUGUCUCUUUCAUCCUUUUCGGCAAUGGCAUCGCCGAGAAAUGCGAGACUACUCCCAUGAGCAAGAAUUUCGAAUCCAAGAAACCACUCUGCCACGUGACCUCAGAUAAUACCGGUAGAUUCGUAUUUCCCAGUCUGUCGCCUGGCGAUUACAAGCUUGUGCCUCACUACGCCGGUGUCCAGACGAAGUUCGACGUCCAGCCGCCGGAAUUGUCCUUCAAAGUUAGCCACAACAGCGUGGUGCUCUCGCAAGACUUUCGAGUAACCGGUUUCACGGUCGGCGGCCUGGUGCGCAGCUCGACGAACGGAAAUCCUUUACCGGGAGCAAAGAUAUUCUUGUCGCAGAAAGAAGUUGCGGUCACCGACAAAAAUGGGAAAUACGUGCUGGACAACAUGAAAGCCGGCCAGUAUACACUGAGAGCGGAAUCUGCGAACGUACAAUUUAGCGAAAGGACAGUUAAGAUAUCUCCCACCUCGCCCGAACUCCCGGUGCUGGCACCCUCGGCGUACAAGGUCUCGGGAAAAGUCACCCUGUCGGCGAAGGGGACGCUGCACUUCCGUCGAAUAUCCAUUCAAAACACAGCCGCCACGUUUUACAAGGAGCUCGACACCAAUGAAAAGACGGGAGAGUACUCUGUGUACCUCGCACCGGACAAAUAUCAGCUGAGUGUAAUAGUGAGCACGGAAGAGAAAACCAAGGGUUUACAAUUUUAUCCGCUGCAACAAACGAUUGACGUGACGUCUCAACCGAUUACCAACGUCAACUUCUUACAAUUAAAAGCCACGUUAACAGGAACGGUACACUGCUUGCCGGGGACAGAUUGUGGUCAGGCCUCCGUUACUUUGAAGAUACUCGACGGGGUCACGAUAAAGACGGUACAAACUAAAGACGGCCAGUACCAGUUCACGGACGUUCUGCCCGGCCACUACGAGAUCUUCAUCGACAACGACGUGUUUUGCUGGGAGAAUCCCAGUUACAGGAUCUCGAUAACGUCGGAGCGCGCCGAGGUGCCGCCGUUCAAGCAAACCGGCUUCUCCAUCACCUUCAUAUCGUCCCACGACACGGCCGUCGAGUACUUCGAGCCUAAUAACACGAAACUGAUCACGCUACCCCUGAACAAGGGCAGCAUGAGGCACUGCGUGCCUAAAGCUGGAGCGUACACUUUCAUUCCGAAGGGUUGCCACAUAUACGAGAACUCCUCCUACAACUGGGACACAAGCAAUCUCUCCCCGAUCUUGCUGCAUUCCACCGAACACACUCACAAAGGCAGUAUUAUAAGUUUGAGCGUGCAAAGCGAUCUCAAAGUAAAAAUCGAAGACGCAAACAACAGUGUCACGAUCGGACCACUGAAACCUGUAAAAAAAGAUGACGUAUACAAAUACGAGUUCGAGUUUAAGGCGAAAACUGAUAAUAUGUACACUAUCACUCCAUUGUCGGACAUUCUGCUUUUCAAUCCGCCGUCUCUGAAGGUCUUUGGCGUGAAUGACUGUCAUAACGACAUCGCAAGUUUUGCCGGUGAUUUAGGAAAGAUAAUAGCCGGACAGAUCUCUCCGCCGUUGGAAGGCGUAACUAUAAAGAUAAUUGGGAAGGAUCAAGAGUCUCCGGUUCACACGUUAGUUACACAAAAAGACGGGGUUUACAGCGUUGGACCUUUGGAUGGGAAAAUCGAAUAUAGUAUUACAGCUGAGAAGGAAGGUUUCAUAAUCACUGGGCCUGAUGCUAAAGGAGUGUUCUUGGCGCACAAAUUGGCCGAGAUUAUCGUGCAAGUGUCCGAUCACGCUGACGGUUCUUCGUUGCAGGGUGUGCUUCUUUCUUUGUCCGGCGGUCAAAGUUAUCGCAAGAACAGCAUAACCGGCGAAGACGGGAAAUUUGUAUUCAAUUCAUUGUCGCCGGGCGAGUAUUAUCUGCGACCUAUGAUGAAGGAAUACCGCUUUGAUCCGCCAUCGAAGAUGAUUAACGUCAUGGAAGGCGCGACCGUCAACGUGAAUCUGUUCGGCAAUAGAGUCGCCUAUAGCGCUUACGGUUCCGUCACGUCCUUGAAUGGGGAACCGGAAGUCGGCUUGCUGGUCGAAGUUCAGGGCCAAGGAAACUGCUCCAGUCUCCAAGAGGAGGCCACGACCGAGGAGAACGGUAACUUUAGGAUCCGCGGUCUACAGCCCACGUGCGUCUACGCCUUCCGCCUGAAGCCGAACGUGGAGAGCAACGCCCACAUACAGCGCACGAGCCCCAGCUCUCAGGUGGUGCAGCCGGUGCAGGACAUCCGCGGCCUGCGGCUGAUCGCCUUCCAUCCGAUCUCGCGCACGGACGUCUCGGUGCACGUCACGUCCGCCCUGCCGGAGCACUAUCGCACGAUCAAGGUGAAGCUGUGCCGGGAGGACGCUCCCGACUCGCCGGUGCACGUCUCCAAGCUGGACGUGCAGCAGACCACCGGCAAGAACGCCGGCAGCUACAACGCCGGUUUCCUGGUGCACUUUCCACCUCUGCAGGCCGACGGCAGGAAGUACUUCGUUCAACUGGAGUCGUCGCUCUCCCAGGCCGUGCACAAGUACCGCACCGUUCCGGUCUACUUCGAGGCGAACUCGUCGUUCAAGUACGUCAAGCUGGCGUUCAACGCGGAGCGGAAGGUCGAUCAGGGUGAGAUGAAUCAGACGUCGGUGAUCGCGCUGCCGUUCAUCAUGCUGGUCGCGCUCGCGUUCCUCAAUCGCGAGAAACUGUGGGUCUGGUUGAACGCGCUGCUGGAGAGACGCUCCAAGCCCGUGCCGAGCUCCAGAGCGCCCGUCCAGGCCAUUCCCAUCGAUCCCAGAGCGGACGACAUCAUAGUCGAGCAAAUAAUGAAUAUUAACAAGAGGAAGACGAAGCCGCGAAAAGCGUAGACUGUAUAUUGUUAUCAUCAUCAUCAUUUAUGCAGUAAGACUCAUUUUCAAUAAUACCAAGAGAUUGUCGAAGAUGUAAGAAUCUUACAUCGUUCCUUGUUUUAUACGUCUGAUUAUCUGUCCGCAACAUUUGUCACGACAGUCGCAUGUGUCACAAAAGCGAAGGAAGACUGUCACGAUACACUCGAACGUGUAUUUAGAUUUCUUAAUUUUCUUAAUAUUUGUACGUACAAUAUUUAAUCGUGGGAGAAUUACGUGUUCGAGUCAGAGAUGUAUAUAACGUACAUGAAUCGUUUGUAUGUAUAUCGAGAAAACUUUUUUAGCAUUGUAAUAGUUUAACGUGGGAGGCAUGCGGAUACGUCAAGUGAUGCACCGACACGUGCACCGACCUGCAUCCGGUACGUAAGUCAUGAUAUAUAUAUAUAUAACCGUUAAGUUAUAUAAAGUAAGAUGUACAUACAAAAAUACUGUUGUUAUAUUCAUGGAAUUGUUAUAAAUGUUCUUGCAAAUAA
Wasmannia auropunctata (little fire ant) is the source of this 4071-nucleotide messenger RNA. Its product is annotated as nodal modulator 3. Gene Ontology annotation, cellular component: endoplasmic reticulum membrane. Lineage: Eukaryota; Metazoa; Arthropoda; Insecta; Hymenoptera; Formicidae. Gene Ontology annotation, molecular function: carbohydrate binding. The transcript has 14 exons. The record is from RefSeq and is a predicted model, not a curated record. The coding region runs from base 17 to 3559 and encodes 1180 amino acids.